Penaeus monodon (black tiger shrimp) is the source of this 1640-nucleotide messenger RNA. Its product is annotated as retinol dehydrogenase 13-like. The record is from RefSeq and is a predicted model, not a curated record. The transcript has 8 exons. The coding region runs from base 134 to 1105 and encodes 323 amino acids. NCBI's taxonomy places the organism in Eukaryota, Metazoa, Arthropoda, Malacostraca, Decapoda, Penaeidae.
ACCACCGGGAAAUUCUUUAAAAAAAAAAUACUCUGGACCUCUAUUGAUAAACCUCAAAAAUCGAGUUGGUUUAUCAGUAAGCUUACAAACAUCCGUGAGAGAGGAUCGCCGUGAGCGUGAUAUCCGAGCCAAGAUGCUUGCAACUGCGGGCGUAAUAUUCUUCAUUGCAGUGUGUGCCAUUGUGGUCGGGGGUGCCAUUUACCGUCGCCAAAGUAGCAAAUGCAGAAGCACUCGGCGACUGAAAGGCAAAACUAUCAUCGUCACGGGAGGUUCAUCAGGGAUCGGACUGGCGACGGCGGAGGACCUAGCUCGCCGCGGGGCAAGGGUCAUCCUCGCCUGCAGGAACGCCGCAAAAGCCAACCAAGUUGCACACGGCAUUCGGGAGAGGACGGGCAACGCUGAAGUGCAAGUGAGAGACCUGGAUACGUCGGACUUUGACUCCGUGAGAAAAUUUGCGAAGGAGUUCAAGGAGACUGAAGGGCGCUUGGAUGUACUGAUAAACAAUGCCGGCGUGGGCAUCCCUGAGAAAAGGUUGAGCAAGCAAGGGUUUGAGUUGACUUUGGCCACUAACCACUACGGCCAUUUCCUCCUCACUAACCUCCUCGUUGACGUCCUCAGAGCCAGUGCACCAAGUCGCGUGGUUACCGUGUCGUCUUUGGUACACAAGUACUGUUCCAAGGCUGAUCUCGAGGACUUGAACUUCGACAAGACGCCCUACGCUGUGUUCCCUGCAUAUGCGCUCUCCAAACUGUGCAACAUCCUCUUCACUAAAGAAAUUGCUCGGAAACUGCAGGGGACAGGUGUGGUAGCUAAUUGUCUCCACCCCGGUGUUGUCGCCACAGGUUUACUAAAUAAAGAAAACACGUGGUUGGGUGCGCUGCUUACCUUCUUACUCGGGGUUAUUGGCAAGAGUCGAGACGAUGGCGCGCAAACUAGUAUCUACUUAGCUGUGGCCGAAGAAGCUCAGCACAUGUCCGGAAAAUACUUCGUAGACUGUAAGGAGAGCUCGUGCUGCAAGUUAGCCGAAGACGAAGGCCUGGCCAAGAAGCUGUGGGAGGUGAGCGAACGAGACGUUAAACUGCAGCCUGGUGAGAUAUUUUACUAGUGGGCGUCGAUCUGAAGGGUAUUUUAUUAGUGGGCGUCGAUCUGAAGGGAAUUGGUGUGCGUUAACGUCCCUCGCAACUGCGACAUAGUCUUGACAUCGCGCGAGAGUUAAUAUCACAGAGGCGCGGGGGCGGAGUCUCAAUCUAUAAGUUUUGUGGACGCCCCAGACGUUGAUUUCAAACAGGGUAAGGAGUUGGUCGACGGUCCGUCUACCUUCCUUUUUUUUCUCUUAUUUUAUGCUAUCAUCAUUGCCAUUUCUUUUGCACGUAUCCCUGGGUGACUGCAUGACUUCGCCAGACAGGUUUCACGUUUCCAGCUCUGACAAGAGGUGUAGGGACAAACUUCCCACCUUACCUUGACGGAUUGUGAAAAAGUAAGAAAAUGGAAAUGCAGUAAUUUGUGGAAUAAAUAAAAACUUUCAAUCAAUUAAGUCACUAGCAACUACUUCAUGUUUAUCUCUACAUGACGGCUAAGCCAAGAAUUUUUACUUUUUACUGUAAAUAUACUUUAUACAGGAGUAUUCUAGUUGAUCUGGA